AUGGAUAGUCCUAUGGAAAAAUUUAUUCAAAUUUAUUUAACUUUAAUUCGUGAUGGUGAUGAAAGUGUUGAAACAAGUAAAUUAAGUGAAAGUUGUAGAAGAGAAAAACUUGAUAUGAAACAAGUGAAUGAGUGGAUUGCACUUUUCGAUGUAGACAAAGAUCAGAAAAUCACAUUUGAAGAAUUUUGUCGAGGAUUAGGAUUGAAACAGAAUGAAAUGCGCAUUGAACGAAAUCAUAUUAAAAGUGUACAAUCAGGUAAAGAACCAGACUUGCCAGAAGGAGUAAAAAUUAUUGCUUCAACAAUGCCAAAACCAAAACAAGUUGAAGUAACACAAUUAUAUAAAGAAAUAUUUGAUGGAGUUAAAAGAGAUCCUGAUAUGAAUAAAGUUGUAAAAACAUUCAAAAGUGAAUUAGAAAGACGUUAUGGACGUGUAUGGCAAGUGAAUGCUGUGACUCAUUCAUACUGGGCAAGUUUCUCACAUGAACCAUUCCAAUCAAUUCAAUUCCAAUAUGAAAAUAAGAUCGUUCUUGCUUGGCGUACACCAAGCAACUAA
Messenger RNA from Schistosoma spindalis, 555 nucleotides. Lineage: Eukaryota; Metazoa; Platyhelminthes; Trematoda; Strigeidida; Schistosomatidae. The record is from the annotation of a GenBank genome assembly.